Penicilliopsis zonata CBS 506.65 is the source of this 894-nucleotide messenger RNA. RefSeq lists its product as hypothetical. NCBI's taxonomy places the organism in Eukaryota, Fungi, Ascomycota, Eurotiomycetes, Eurotiales, Aspergillaceae. Bases 1 to 894 code for a protein of 297 amino acids. The transcript has a single exon. The record is from RefSeq and is a predicted model, not a curated record.
AUGACCACCACAGCAGCCGAUUCCCAGAUAACAGCGGCCGUCGAGGUCAAUGUUCUCGACGUCUUUUGGGGAGGGGUAUGGGACAUGGACUAUGUUUAUGGCAGCCUCGUCCAGGUCGACACGCAGGUCAACGAGACGACGAUUGGCAUCUCCUGCCGGCCGUCCCUGGCGGCGAACUGCACCAACUCCUAUUACCUGCUGCCAGUCACCAUCACCAAUGGCCCGUCGACGUUUGCGUUUAACUUGCAGUCGAGCACCGUUGUCAAGGACACCCUCACCGACAUUGUGACCAUCUGGGAGACGUGCGAGAUCUCCUCGACCACCUCGGCCAACUGCUGGGGCACUGAAAGCAUAGUCUACGACCCCGUCACUACUGCUACCAGCACGUCCGACUACACGGAGAAUCUGCGAACAUCACUCAGCGGCUCGGAGGUGGUCUUUGCGACGCUGACUGUCACCGGCGGUCUCGACAAGCUCCCUACAGCGACCGCUACAACCACGUCGGCAGGCGGUAGCAGCAGCGGCACAGCCGUGGACACCGGCUCUGCAUCGUCAUCCUCCACCGCAUCCUCCUCAUCCUCAUCCUCCUCUUCCUCAUCAUCGUCUAAAGCUUGGAUUGCUGGCCCCGUCAUCGGCGGCCUGGUAGCCUGCGCCGCGAUCAUCGGUCUGAUCUUCUGGUUCCGCCGCCGACACCGCAACCACACCUCCGUUCCGACGGGUGAUAAUGUGGAUUUCCCACCAGAGGCUGCCCAUGCCGGUGGGGCGGUUCCCACUGAAUACUAUGAUAAAGAUAAAUCGUAUGCCCAGGCCGAGCUGCCGGCCUUUGCUCCAUCGUCGAUACCUGUGGUAGAGUUGCCGGCGAACCAACCCUCGGCGACGCACGAGCUGCCAUGA